This is a messenger RNA of Ophidiomyces ophidiicola, 1203 nucleotides long. RefSeq lists its product as uncharacterized. The record is from RefSeq and is a predicted model, not a curated record. The transcript is spliced from 4 exons. Gene Ontology annotation, molecular function: nucleotide binding. Lineage: Eukaryota; Fungi; Ascomycota; Eurotiomycetes; Onygenales; Onygenaceae. The coding region runs from base 1 to 1203 and encodes 400 amino acids.
AUGACGUUUGUUCUUGAAGGCCUAAAUUCCCUGCAACAAUACGCUUUAUCAUGGGUGUAUGCGAAGAAAGAAACAUCAAGUAUGGCGAAAAAGCUCGGUGUCCUUUCAUCUGCAAAUAUCAAUGCUUCAGCUAUAAUCUACCCCUCUAAAUCCCACCCGGACGUGUGUCUAUACGGCGUUGCAUCCCGAGAUGUGUCCAAAGCGGCAGCGUAUGCAAGAAAAUACGGCUUCCAGAAACACUACGGUUCUUAUCAGGCACUACUCGAUGACCCAGACAUCAGCAUUGUGUAUAUCUCGCUGCCAAAUGGCAUGCAUUUUGAAUGGGCAAAGAAAGCUAUGAUAGCCGGAAAGCACGUUCUGUGUGAAAAGCCGCUGGCAUCGAAUGCUGAGGAGGCAAAGGAAUUGGCGAGGAUGGCUAAACUGAAGAAAUUGGUUCUCGAAGAAGCACUUCACUGGCAAUUCCACCCAGCUGCGCACAAAUUCCGCGAAAUUAUCGAAUAUGGAAAUUAUGGUAAAAUCCUUAGCACGGCUGCGUGGAUGACCUCUAGCAUAGGAAUUCCAGAAGGAGAUAUUCGCUGGAAUUUCGACUUGGGGGGUGGCUCACUGAUGGAUCAAACAUAUGCUCUCUCUUUUACCCGCUACGCAAUCCACACACCUCACUGUCCUAAAACUGUUCUCUCUGCCGUCUGCCGCUCAUCAAAAAAUGACCCCCGCGUCGACGCCGCCAUGCAUGCGCAUCUUCUCUUCACCUCACCCACUGAGCCCAGCUACAGCAUCCAAAGCCGCAUCUACACUGACAUGUCCCGCAAGUGGACUUUUUUUGGUCUCUUGCCGCGCCUCUGGGAGCUUCCUUCCAUUGAAGUUGAAAUGGCCAACGCGACGAUCUUCUUCCACAAUGCUCUGAUGCCGCAUCUUUACCACUAUAUUUCUGUGACAGAUAAGCGCACAGGGAAAAUUGAUUAUUUUACUCAGUUUUUUGGCGGCCCGCUGUGGGGUGACAAAUGGACAACUGGCGGUAAGGGAGGACAUCUGUCCUGGAGUACGUACCGGUGGCAGCUGGAGGCGUUUAUGGAUAAAAUUAGGGGGAAAGAACCUCCCUGCUGGAUUACAAAUGAGGACAGUAUUUCGCAGAUGGAAGGUAUUGAUGCUAUUUACAAGGCAGCAGGGCUUCCCAAGAGAGGAAUGGGAGAGAAGAAUGGCUAA